UUGAUAUAGUAAAUUUAUCACAUUGUAUAGGAAGCAGCCAUUAUCGGAAAAUAUUUGCGUCGGUAGUUCUACAAAUGUUAGAUUUGGAUGUUUGAUUAUAUAUGUACACUUAAAUUGUCUUAAAAUUUAAUAGGUAAUUGGAAUUAUAAGUGUUUGAGCUAGGCUGAUUGGCAAUUUUGAUCACAUUGUUUAAGCAGCCGUUAUCGGAAAAUGAUUUCAUCGGUAGUUCUACCAAUGUUAGAAGGAUGUAAGAUUAUUUAUUUACAUUUAUUUGUUUGAAAAUUUAUUGAUUGAGCUAGGCUAUAUGAUUAUAAUAUAUAUCAUUAGGUCGAACGCAGGCCUGCUCACUGAAGUAAUGUGAAGUGGUGCGAGACCACUAAAUUUAUUCAUGCAAAGAUUAGUUUCUUGAUCAAUCUAUUUAUUUUUUAAUUUUAAACAGUCUUUUACAGUUGAAGCAUCCUUUAUCUCUGGUUCAUCAUCCCUGGGUCUGACAGCUUGACAAAAGGAUUUUCUUAGGUCGAAGGUGGUAUAAUAUAGAUCUAUAUUAUUCUCAAGUAUUCAAGAUGUCAAAUAAACAAGGUUCCUGGCGGUGCCAAGUAGCCCAUCAGGGUUUUGAUUCUCUGUUGUGGUUAUGCACUCUGUCUGUGGUGCCAUUUUAUUUUCUGCACAAGUUUUUUUUUUCUGCAAUUUUCAAUUUGCCUGGCAGUAGCUUACAAAUUUUGUGGAAAAUGCUUUUUGUCUGGUAGAGGUUAUAGAAGUAUUGAAAAUGCUACUGUUCAGUGUUGUAUGUUUUUUUUUAAUGGCAAUGUCAUGCAUAUUUAGAUAAUAUGUAACUUGGCAUUUAUUUUCAUUUCACAUUUAUAUUAUGAUACAUGUCACUGUUGUGUGCAGAAUGUAUUGAAUACCAUACAUAUUUAGAGUUAAUAUGGUAUUUCUUUCAAUUUAUUUCGUUUUUGAGUGCCUAUAUAAACAGUUGCCAGUUGGGCGUCUGUUGGUAAUUAAUUUGAUGCAGGUGUUUGACCACUUGUAUAUUUAGGUACUUAUUUCAUUUCACAUUUAUUUUGUAUUGAUUGCCCAUGUAAACAGUUGCCAAUUGGGCGUCUGUUGGUAAUCUAUUUGAUGCAGGUGUUUGACCACUUGUAUUUCAUUUACAUUUAUUUUGUAUUGAUUGCCCAUGUAAACAGUUGCCAAUUGGGCGUCUGUUGGUAAUCUAUUUGAUGCAGGUGUUUGACCACUUGUAUAUUUUGAUUAUUAUUUCAAUUCACAUUUAUUUUGUAUUUGAUUGCCCAUGUAAACAGUUGCCAAUUAGGCAUCUGUUGGUAAUCUAUUUGAUGCAGGUGCUUGACCACUUGUAUACUUUUGAAAUGUGGGGUAAUUGUGAUAGAGUUAAUGUCUGAUGAAUUUUGUUCUCACAUAAACAGUCGUUAACUUUGCGUCUGUUGGUAAUCUUAAUUUGCAGGUGUUGGCCUGCUUGUGUAUGUGAUUUGCUACAAUGUAUAUAUGUAUAGUUCAGUUAUUUGUUAUUAGAACACUAUAACCGUUACAGAUGCCUAAAGCUAAAAAGAGGAAAGUGGCUUCAGGUGAUGAUGCGUCAGUCCCUACAUCAAGUACAUGUAAUGUCAUCCAGUUAUCUGAUCAGCAGUUGGACCAAGUGGCAGAAAAAGUUGCUAAAAAAAUGCAUGUCCCUCAGCAGAUACAGCAUGGGGCUGAACAAAUUGAUGACACUAUGUCAGGUGAGCCUUCUUUAGAAGACAAUCUAGGGGUUCAUUUGAGUAAUGGGACUAAAACAAAAAUUAUUAAUGGAGAGUUUGUCGAGUUACAUACACUUUUACCCUCUAAUAAGGACUCGGAUGACAAGCAAGUUGUUGUUAUUGAUGGCAAUAUUCUAGUAAAAGAGAAAGUGACUAAAUCUUCCUUAGAUAUUCAUGCUUGGACAGAUGCCUUUUUGAUUUAUGCUUCCGUCUACAGUUCGGUACAUUGCAAUGAAAGCCAGGGUCUCUUAAAAUACAUGUACAAUGUUCGUUUGGCAGCUUCAAGAGUCAUGGGUAAAGGUUGGCUAAGCUACGAUGAACAGUUUAGGCACAAAAAGGCUCGUAACCCAUCAUUGCCAUGGUUUAAAGUUGACCAGGAAUUGUGGUUAUUGUAUGUUUACAAUAGUCGUAGCUCCUCUCAAGUUAAAAGUUCUCCUAAUCAGAUUAAGAAGUGUUAUGACUUUAAUUUCAAAGGCUUUUGCAAUAAAGCACCUUGCAAUUAUUUUCAUUUGUGUAUACUCAGUAGCAAAUCUCAUCCAAGUAAAUCUUGUAAAUUGAAAUUAAACAGACCAAAUGUUUCUAGUAGCAGGUCAAGUCCUAAUCAAGGAGCUAGAGCAAGUGGAAGUAACAGCUUCGUCCCUUGGCCUGGCAAAGUCGCCAAUUAAUCUUACGGUUCUACAAGAUUUUUUAGCAGAGUAUCCAAACAAGACGGAUGCUGAACUUUUAAGAAAUGGUUUUAUGUUUGGUUUUAAACUUAUGUAUGAGGGGCCCAGAGUUGAGUCCUCUUGUCACAAUUUAAAGUCAGUAAUUCAAAAUCCAAAUGAGGCAGUUAAUAAGAUUAUGAAAGAAGUCAGAGCAGGGCGAAUAGCGGGCCCUUUUAAAGAGAGGCCUUUAAAAAAUCUAAGGUUAUCACCAAUUGGCCUUGUUCCAAAAAAGAACGGAUCAUGGCGUUUGAUUCAUCACUUAUCGUUUCCAAAGGGUUCAAGUUUAAAUGAUUAUAUAGAUGACACA
Ruditapes philippinarum (Manila clam) is the source of this 2762-nucleotide messenger RNA. RefSeq lists its product as uncharacterized. The coding region runs from base 1547 to 2416 and encodes 289 amino acids. The transcript has 2 exons. The record is from RefSeq and is a predicted model, not a curated record. Lineage: Eukaryota; Metazoa; Mollusca; Bivalvia; Venerida; Veneridae.